CAUGGGGCUUUUGUGUGUGUUUGUGGUUCCAGCGCCCAGCCUCCGACCCUUCCCCUGCCCACCGUGGGGGCCAGUUAUACUGCACAGCCCAGUCCUGGCAUGGGCCCAGCCGCAAACCCCGCCUUUCCGCCAGCUGCCCUGGCGGGGUACAGCAGGCAGCAGCCCCACUCUAGCCAGGACUUCGCCUACCACAGCCAACCCCAGGAGCGCAUCCCCACUGCCAUCACCGUGGCAGGUUUGCAGGGAGCAUCAGGGCCGGCUGCUCAGAUGCCCGGGGCUCUGCUAGGUGGCGGCCUGACCGUGGGAGGGCGAGGACCAAAAAUGCAGCUAACAUUUGUUUCAAGGCAGCUUUCCCGGGGUGGCAGGAGGUGGAGGGAGAAGAUGGACUCUGGAAAGGAGAGGUGGGCACAAGGUCACCCGCCAGUCGCUGCUGGGACCUGGCCCAAGGCUCCGGCUUGUGCAUCUAUCGUGUUCCAUCCAGCUGCGCCCGGGGUCCAUCUGCAGGUGGGGGACAGUGGGGUGGGGGUUGGCUCUGCAGAGGACCUGUGCCUGUCCCCUAGGGACCCAAGAGGCCUGCAGGCAGUCCGGCCCCCACCGCGGUCACAGCCACACUCAGUCCCCACGACAGGCACCCGCGGUGGAGGCUGGGCAGCCAGCAAGCGCCUUGUCCUCAGGCUACACCUACCCCACAGAGACAGGCAUCCAGCCCGAGGCCUCGGCGUCCAUCGUGACCCCUGCCCCCUGCCCUCCUACGAUCACACCUGCACCCCCUACACGGCCAGCCCUGUCUAUCCUCCAGCGCAGCCCGCGUCUCCCCCAGGAACCCCACAGCAGCUGCCCCCGCUGCCCACGCCCGCGGGCUCAGGAAGCAGCCCCAGAGCCGACCCGAAGCCACCACUUCCCAGCAAGCUGCCGACACCCAAGGCAGGGCCCAGGCAGCCCCAGCUUCACUACUGCGACAUCCGUAAGAUCAGCUGCACAGGCCCCCAGACCUACCGGGAGCAUCUGGGAGGGCAGAAGCACAGGAAGAAGAAGGUGGCCCAGAAGACAGGCCUGCAGCCGCAGGGGGUGCAGGCGCAGCUCUGCUGUGACCUGUGCCACACGUCCUGCACUGGGGCGGACGCCUACGCGGCCCACAUCCGGGGAGCCAAGCACCAGAAGGUCUACAAGCUGCACGCCACACUGGGGAAACCCAUUCCCACCCUCGAGCCUGCCCAGGCCACGGAGAGUCCCCCCGGGGCUGAAGCCAAGGCCAUGCCCCCCACCUGCCCUGGCGCAUGUGCCCCGAGCAGGCCAGCGCUGGCCAGGAGACCUGUGGCCUCAAAGGCCCCAUGCAAGGGGCCUCCUGAGCCGCAGGCAGUAGCCUGCAAACCCCAGUGGGAGAAACCAACCCCACCCAAAUCAGAGGGUCCCGGAGCACCCACCCGAGGAGACUCGGAGGAAGCUCCCCAGGGUUGCUCUGAUGCGAAGCCGGUGACGCCGGAAUAUGUGGAGGAGCUAGGUGGAGGCGAAGGGCGAGUGCUUCGCUUCCAUUGCAAGCUGUGCCAGUGCAGUUUCCACGACCUUAACGCCAAGGACCUGCACGUGACAGGGCGGCGGCACCGGCUGCAGUACAGGGUGUAAGUGAACCCCGACCUUCCCAUCGCCACAGAGCUCAGCAGCUGGGCUCGGAGGCUCCUGGAAGAAUGGAUAAGGAAGCAGCGGCGCCUGGCGGAGGAGCGGCUGGAGGAGCUGCGGCACUGGCAUGCAGAGAGGAGGCGGCUGGAGGAGGAGCCACUGCUCCAGGACGAGCAGUCGCAUGCGCUGCCCCACACGUCGCCCGACUGGGCCCAGCCUCUGCUCAAGGACAGGCCGGGGCCACCUGCCAGUGCCCCAUUCCUGCCCAGGCAGUGGCUGGUGUCCAGUGGGGACCAGCAAGUCACGUGCAGGCAUGCCGCAAUCCACCCCAUGGAGCAGGAGCUCCUGGCCGUGCAGAGGGCCGUGUCCCAUGCCGAGCAGGCCCUCAAGCCGGUGUCCGACACGCUGGCCAAGGAGGCCGGGCACCGAGAGGAAGAGGGCGGCGCGUGCAGCAGCGUGGCCCCCCAGGCUCGGGUCAAAGGAGUCAUGCGGGUAGGCAUCCUGGCGAAGGGCCUCCUCCUGCGUGGGGACAGGAAUGUGUGUCUCGCUCUGCUCUGCUCCAUGAAGCCCACGCACAGCCUGCUGCGGAGGAUCACUCAGCAGCUGCCCCGUCAGCUCCAGAUGGUGACCGAGGAUGAGUAUGAGGUCUCCUCUGACCCUGAAGCCAACAUCGUCAUCUCCUCCUGCGAGGAGCCCAGGAUGCAGGUCACCAUAUCCCUCCAUGGACCCAGGUGUGGCGCAGCCCUUCCUUCCAGCCACUGUCCCCCGAGCACUUCCCUGGGUCACUGCCCACACUCAGGCCUGAGCAGGAAAUGCAGCAGCAGCCAUCCUCCAGCACUGCUGUCCCGAGGUGUGGGGGAGCCACAGGCUGACCCAGGUGACGUCCUGAGCCGGGAGAGGUGCCUGGAGUCCCUGGCCGCCCUCCGUCAUGCCAGGUGGUUUCAGGCUCGAGCCAGCGGCCUGCAGCUAUGUGUGAUCGCCAUCAAGGUCCUGCGAGACCUCUGCCGGUGCGUGCCCACCUGGGGGGCCCUGCCAGCCUGGGCCAUGGAGCUGCUGGUGGAGAAGGCCGUGAGCACUGCGGCUGGGCCUCUGAGCCCCGGGGACGCAGUGCGGUGGGUCCUGGAGUGCGUGGCCACAGGGACGCUCAUGCCAGACGGCUCCGGGCUCCAGGAUCCCUGUGAGAGAGACCAGACAGACGCCCUCGAGCCCAUGACCCUCCAGGAGUGGGAGGACGUGACCGCCAGCGCCCAGCGUGCCCUGCGAAUGCUGGCCUUCCGGUAGACACACAAAGUCCUGGGCAUGGAUCUCCUGCCACCCAGACACCAGCUCGGGGCCCAGUUCUGGAAGAGGCAGCGGGGGCAUGGCGAGGCCAAGGAGGGCGCAGGGGAGAGGAAGCGGGGCCAGGGGGCAGAGAGGGCAGAGAGGGGCUCAUGUGAGCCGCCUGUCCCCGCUACCUGCCGGCCUUCGCACCCCUGCACUCCUGGACACGUGGACGCCGACCAACGGCUGUUUCACCCCGACGUUGGACAACAGUAGUUCCUUUGAGUAACACUCCGUUGGUUUCUUUUAAAAUGUGUGCUUGAGGCCGGGCGCCGUGGUGCAUGCAUUUAAUCCCAGCACUUUAGGAGGCCGAGUUGCUUAAGCCCGAGAGUUCAAGGCCAGCCUGGGCAGCAGAGUGAGACCCCCAUCUCUCCAAAAUAUUUUUAAAAGCUUGUUGUGGUGGCUGGCCAGGUGCGGUGACUCACACCUGCAAUCCUAGCCCUUUGGGAGGCCGAGGUGGGCAGAUCAUCUGAGGUCAGGAGUUCGAGACCAGCCUGCUAACAUGGUGAAAGCCUGUCUCUAGUAAAAACAAAAAUUAUCCUGGCAUGGUGGUGUGCACCUGUAGUCCCAGCUACUCGGGAGGCUGAGUCUGGAGGAUUCCUGGAGACUAGGAGGGCGCUGAACUCUGCACCACUGCGCUGCCGCCUGGGCAACGAGGACCUUGUCUCUUAAAGGAAUUUUUAUUUUAACAUUUGUGCUUAAAUUGUUAGAGAGAUGGCACCAUCCAGCACCGGGAGUGGCAGCCCCUUCCUGGAGGGCCCCGUCCCCCAGAGCCACAUGGGCCAGCAGUACAGCAAGGAGACUCUCAACUCCAGGGUUUCUCGCUGGCUCUGAACACACCUCGUGGUGCAGGAAGGGGUGGAUGUGAAAUGCUUCCUCUGGGCCAGGCAUGGCGGCUCAGGGGGCAUGGCGGCUCAGGGGGCAUGGCGGCUCAUGGGGCAUGGCGGCUCAGGGGGCAUGGUGGCUCGCGGGGCAUGGCGGCUCGGGGGCAUGGCGGCUCACGGGGCAUGGCGGCUCACACCUGUAAUCCAGCACCUGGGGGGCUGAGGUUGGUUAAUCACUUGAGCCGAGGAGUUUGAGAUCAGCCUGAGCAAUAUGGUGACUCCCAAAAAUUAGCCGGGUGUGGUGGCCCCGAGCCUGCAGUCCCAGCUACUGAGGAGGCUGAGGCCGUAGGAUGCCCUGAGCUGAGAAGGUCAAGGCUGCAGUGAGCCAAGAUCACACUACUGAACUCCAGCCUGGGUGACAGAGCAAGACCCUGUCUCAAACACAAAACAAAACAUUCUUUGGAUGCCCUGUGGCGUGGAUUUGAAAUCACGUGGGCGGGUCGUGUUUUGGGGCCCCACCAUGUGUGUGGACAAGCCUAGGAGAGUGCCCGGCUGGCAUCCUUGGGACCCCAGCCCAGACAGAACCCCUGCCCAGCUUGGCAGCCGGGACGUCAGCAGGGCCGGAGCCAGGCACAUCCCUGUGGGGAGGGCCACGGGGCCAGGUGAACACCCCAACAGGCGAUGAGGGUGCUGGUUGGGCCUCCUCCGGGAACAGAUGUGCCCGACAGACCCGGAGCCCAGACACAUCCCCACCCCACCCCAGCCCUGUACCACUGAAUGCCUUUCAUAGAGAAAACCCUCUCUGACAUGUGUCACUGAUGCCUGGAAUUCAGCUUUCGUCCUUCCUCCCUCCUUCCCUGAUGUAGGCGGCGGCUAGCCCUGAGGCAGGGGGUCCCCAAAUCCCCCCCCUUGUGGGAAUAGGGCCCGGGACCCGUUCCUGGGGAACCCGGGGAGGUGCCGCUAUCCUGUGGAUGCUGGCUGUGGUGGGCACGUACCUCCUGGCACUGAUGGAUGUGGGGGCACCCCCUUCUGAGCCCCCCCGCCCCAACCUGUUUAGACCUCCCACUUGGUCAGUGUUUUUUUGGCCAGCUGCCCAGCGGCAUUGGACGAGAAGAGUCCGCCUUUGGGCAGAGCUGAUCUCCGGCCGCUGGCUCGGUUUCGCUUCUCUCUGUUUGAAGGAAGGGACACCCUGCGCGUGGCCCGCUGUGUGCACGUCUUUGUGGAGCUGCCUGGAAACUGGCAGACGGGGGAAUAAAGGAAACCGCGUGUCUUCCGUGUGA
Messenger RNA from Callithrix jacchus (white-tufted-ear marmoset), 5041 nucleotides. The record is from RefSeq and is a predicted model, not a curated record. NCBI's taxonomy places the organism in Eukaryota, Metazoa, Chordata, Mammalia, Primates, Cebidae.